GCAGCAGCAGAGUUCCAUGACCAGGCAGCUGCCGGUCAUAUGGGUUUCCACAAGACGUUGGCUCGUGUGAGCCGCCUGUACGUCUGGCCGAAGCGCAAGGACUUUGUGAAGGACUACGUCGCAGAGUGUCCGACCUGUCAGGAGGUGAACAGUGCGAACCACUUGCCUUAUGGUUUGCUCCAGCCUCUUCCUAUCCCUGAGGGUCGUUGGCAGUUCAUCUCGAUGGACUUUAUCGGUCCUCUUCGUCCUCCGACCCCUCGCGGUCAUGAUGCUAUCAUGGUCAUCGUCGACCGCUUCACGAAGCGUGCACGCUUUGUUCCGUGUCGCUAUGCCAUCAGUGCACGUGAGGUCGCCGACAUCGUGUUCGACCGAGUUGUGCGUGACCACGACUUACCUCUGAGCAUCAUAUCUGCCCGUGACCCGCGCUUUACCAGCCGAUUCUGGAGACGGCUCCACGAGGUAUACGACACUCAGCUCCGCUUCUCCUCGUCUUACCAUCCUCAGACUGAUGGUCAGACCGAGAUCACGAAUAAGACUCUCGGAGAUAUUCUUCGAAAGAUUGUUCGUGAUGACCAGCAGUGGGAUCUUCAUCUUGCCCACGCGGAGAUAGCCGACAACCACGCCGUCUCACCAGCCACGGGGAUGUCGCCUUACUAUUGCGACCUCGGCUAUCACCCUCGUGUUCUCGCGGACUUCCUUCGACCGUCCCAGAUGCACCCUGACACGAGUUGUCGCGCGCUGGAUGAUUGGGUUGCACACGUGACGUCGAUUAUGAAGACCACACAUGAGCACAUAGCCGCUUCCCAGACUCGCAUGGCAGCACGUGCGAACCGAUCGAGAAUGGAUCAUCCAUUCAAAGUCGGUAAUGAUGUGCUUAUCGACGCCCGCCACUUACAGCUCGAAGCGGACACGCUUCGCAAGUUUCGGCGUCGCUUCUUUGGCCCAUGCCGCAUCCUCCAGGGCGUCGGUUCUGAUACGGCAUCUAGCCCGGUCAGCUUUCGUGUGAAGCUGUCCGACUACCUACGCCAGGCUCGUGCGCAUGAUGUCUACCACGUUUCGCUACUGCGUCCUUACCGCAGACUGUCUGAGCGUUUCGCUGGACGACCAUACGAGCGCCCUCCACCCAUCAUGGUGGACGGUCACGAGGAGUUCCUCGUUUCUGACAUCAUUGGUCGCCGAGUCACCGACGACAACCCUCCCCACGUCAAGUAUCUCGUACGUUGGAAGGGUUACCCUGAUGAGGAGGCUACCUGGGAGCCCCUCGAGCACUUGCAKCACGCUCGCAUGUUGGUGCGUGCCUAUGACCGUGCUCGUCGUGCUGGGUUCACUGCUCCUCCUCAGCCCACUGACCCUCCUCCUUCUCCUCCGGCUGAGGAGACCGCAGAAGUCGAGCCUGCUCCAUCUGAGGCAGACCUUCAGCAGCAGCCGGAUACUUCUGAGCGUCCACAGCGCACUCGUCGUCGUCCUGCUCGAUACGACGAUUGACUCUGACUUACCUUCCCACGUCUUUGACUUCUCAGUACUCCAUCCACAUCAGUUUUGCUACUUCAGCUCGUCGACGCUGCAACUCUUCCUCGACGGCAUUCCGGACUUCUCAUCGUGGACGUCAUCGGCAGCUUCAUGGACUUCAUCACGAUCAACUCUGCCUACUUCAGACGGCGCCACUCUCUUAUUACUCUACCCUGUACAGUACCCUGCUUGUGUCGCAUGGUGGUCUCCCUUUAGUCGGGUUCCUCUGAGUUGGGCUCUCCCUUGGUAUACGCAUAGGCAUCGGGACCG
Chara braunii is the source of this 1779-nucleotide messenger RNA. NCBI's taxonomy places the organism in Eukaryota, Viridiplantae, Streptophyta, Charophyceae, Charales, Characeae. The record is from the annotation of a GenBank genome assembly.